This is a messenger RNA of Lytechinus pictus (painted urchin), 3262 nucleotides long. RefSeq names its product F-box and WD repeat domain-containing 11-B-like. The coding region runs from base 44 to 472 and encodes 142 amino acids. The record is from RefSeq and is a predicted model, not a curated record. The transcript is spliced from 4 exons. Gene Ontology annotation, cellular component: cytoplasm; nucleus. Gene Ontology annotation, biological process: proteasome-mediated ubiquitin-dependent protein catabolic process; ubiquitin recycling. Lineage: Eukaryota; Metazoa; Echinodermata; Echinoidea; Temnopleuroida; Toxopneustidae. Gene Ontology annotation, molecular function: ubiquitin binding.
UUUAAAGGUGACUGAUGUUAACUCAGGGGAGUGUCUUCAGAACAUGACUCAUGAGAAACAGGACCGCAUCACAACCAUUCAGUGUCUUGAUGAUGAGAUACUAGUUGGAACCCUGUCUGGACGUUUCUUGAUCUGGAAUCGAACCCAUAGCACCCUUGACAGAGCAUACCAGGCCCUGGAUUCACCAAUCUAUAAACUGGUUGUACUCUCAGUUGAUGACAGGGAGACUAAAAUUCUCAUAGCAUCAGCUAAUGGCUCCAUUGGUGAGUGGGUUCUUGAAUCUAUGACCUGUGUGAGAAUCUUACAGGGACAUCGGGGUCCAGUAAGAGAUAUCCAGGUAUCUAAUGCUCGAGUUGUGAGCUGCAGCGAAGAUAAAACAGCCAGGAUCUGGGAUUUAAGUCCUCCGCCUCUUAAACCAGGAGAUGAAAAUGGAAUCAACCCAGAGAUAGUCAAUGAAAGAGAUAGUGACUAAGAGAGAUGGACAGAGAUGUUAGAAAAGAAUAAUGAUGCUUGAAGAUUUAAUAAGACAUUACAUUUACAGGGGGAAUAUACUUUGCUUAUACUGAAAGGAAGUGAAACUGAGAAAUACUAAAUUAAAGAGAUCGUGACUAAGAUAAGGCAAAAUAAGCAAAAAAUACUAUAUUACUAAGGGGUAGUAACUAAGAGAGAAUUGGAAAAGGAUAAGCUUGAUGGGUUUAAAAAGACAUCUGCAGGGACAUUUAUUACUUCUGCUAAGAGAGAAUAAUUGGGGAUUAGUCACUGAAAGGGACAGUUACUCAGAGAGAAUUAAAAAAAGUGAGUCUUACUAUAAAAGCAUAAUAACUAAGAGAAGUUAUAGUAAAAGUAAGAAAAUGACAGGGACUGAAAGCUAAGCCACAAAAAAGAAAAUGUCUAGUGUAUAGUUAGUGAAGUAGAAAACUAUAAGAGAUAGUAAAUAAAUUAUUAGAGAGUGGAAAAGUUAAUGACUUUGAUAUGUUUCUUUUCCUACCUCUGACAAUAAGCCAUUGAAUUCUUGUAUCUCUGGGAAUACAAGUGUUGUUCUCACUUACAUUCUUGAGAGAGCAUUACCCUUGGUGUGUAAUAGUUCUCUCUGAGUUGACAAGUAAACCAUCCAAUAUAUUAUCAUGAUUGGAGAAGCGUAUAUUAUUUCUUCCGGGGGUACCUGAUGAAUGUUUGCCUGUCUGCCGACAGUACUAGGCAUCCUAACAAUGAAUGACAAGAGAAUACUAGAAAUAAACUUUCAAAAUGAAUCUAAAUUCCAUCAAUUCUGUCAACUGUUUGGUUCAAAGUUCUUCCUCUACGUGCAUAUUUGGCAGUACAUGUAUUGUUAGUGACUGUUUUCCAUUUUGAUGCUGUGAUGACAAGUCAGUUUGUAUUCUCAUUCAUCUUAGUUGAGAUAUUCCACUCUACAUAACUUUAGAAAAUGAUUGUGUUCCAAUACAGAUAUUGUCCAGUAACGUUCAGAGUAUUACUAUGUAAACUAAUUAUGCAAAUUUUAUUCCGUCCAGUGUAUUUUAACCAAAGAUAAAGAAAAUGGAUUAUAUGAAUUCUGUAAUAUGCAGCUCAAGUAUUCUUACAAUUUUUAUAUAUCAAUUUAUUUGUAAAGUUAUGUAUAAAUAUAUAUAUAUUCAUGAGAAAUGCUAAUUUUGUGCAUACUAUGUGUGUAAUUUAUGUAUAAGUACAUGUACAGUAUGUAUAUGAUUCAAAUUAUAUGCUUCCCUUUAAUUUAUUUUAUUGGAUUGUUCAUUGCUAAAUGUUGAAAAUAUGUCUUACAUAUCAUUGACCAAUAUGUAAAUGAUUGUACCAUUUUAAACAAUUUAUUUUUUUCAGGUGUCACAAAUAUUUUAAUACCACAAACAAGAAAAAAAAAAAUUCUCUGCAUGUCUCAUUGUUUUAAAAUAUUGAUUUCUUUUUGUAUUCUUCCAGAACUAUUGAACUGUAAUAUAUUUAUAUCAUUUUAACACUGCAUUCUGUAUAGAUGUAUAUACAUGCAUAUAAAAAUGUUAUUUUAAAUGGCUGAUUGAAAAGAUUUACACAGGGUAAGUGUUUGUAGUAUUUUAAUGAUAUGUCGAUGUUGCCAAGUUCAGAUUGAUAAUCAUACCUAGGAUCUACAUGUAUCAUAUUCACCUAUCAACAUACCUGGUUAGAAGAACACCUCCAUGUAUAUAUGAUCCUUUGGUUGUGAUAUAUGUGAGUAUUUGCAGUGUAAUUUGUUGAUAUUGAUAGAUGAAUGAAUGAAAGAAGUGUUUGGUCUUAUCAGCUGAUGUCAUCAUAAGGUGAUGGAGAGGGAAGGGUUCUGUUACCCGAGUUGUAUUUGAAGCUCCUAAGACACCUAACUUUAGUUUCCAGAAUUAUGCACUUUGUUUGUUAGGCCUUUAUUUAAGGUGUUUCAGUAAAGCCUCAUGCAAACAUGGCAUGACAAAGCUCUACAAUAUUAAUGUCAUGUUCAGACAUUGAAACAAUUCACUCCGCUUAUUUGCAUCUCUUGCAAUAAAAAAUGUAUCCAAAGUUUGUGGAGACAAAUUCAUGACAUUUAAAAUAUUUUAUAUCAAGAUGGUUUUAUGCCUCUCUCUUUUUUUUAUCAGUCCACAACACUUUAAAGCCACCGCACACCUUACGAUUGGUCUGCGACCCAAUUUUAGAAUGAAACAUAGUAGAAUUUGAUGCUAUAAUUAAGACAUGGAGUAUCUUACUGUGUAAUGUUCUAAGUUAUGGCACGAAUACCUAUGUUCAAAUAUGUGACUAUGCUGUCAUCCUUAUUAGAAUAAAAGCGAAUUUAAUAUCUAGUCGUAAUGACGUCAUAACAAUCAUACGAUUGGUUACGAUUUGAAACAUAAUUUGGCCUUUACACCAAAAUAAAGGUUUGUAAUCAUCCAAAAUUGUUAUAUUAGUAUUCUUUCAGUUAAUUUGAACCUCAAAUAAAAAGACACUUUUCGUUCACAUUUUCAGAAAAUGAGCAAAACCUGUUUUAACCCAAAAUCGGAUCGUGGACCAGACGUAAGAUGUGAGGUGGCCUUUAGCCCUUUGAAGAAAAAUAUAUCCUGCACCUGUAAAUGUAUUUUGAUCCUUAUAUCCCAUUGUUCUUGAACACAGAUGUUGCUUAGCUUUUUGAAGAACUUUGUCACGCCAAAUCCAAAAAUGAUUUCUAUUUCCCAUCAACUAAAGUUGAAAUAAUAUGCUGAUAAAGAUUAAAAUUCCUAAUGUUCAAAUACAUGACAUAUGCAAGGUUAAGUUUAUGAUAGAAUUUAAUCAAGAUUACUUG